Molecule: messenger RNA, 372 nt
Organism: Adineta ricciae
Lineage: Eukaryota; Metazoa; Rotifera; Eurotatoria; Adinetida; Adinetidae
Source: the annotation of a GenBank genome assembly
AUGUGUUAUGAAGGAUUUAUUGAAAUGUAUCCGACAGGUCAACUUGGUCAGAAAACAUUUACUUCGAUAUGUAAAACAUUUGAUCCAGACACCGAUGAACAAAUAUGCGGAAAUGUGUUUAAUCGUAUGGAUAAGAAUAGUGACGGGACACGACUUGAAUCCAUAUUCGAUUUUUGGGAUAUCUCUGAAGAUGGACAACUCGAUCAGAACGAAUUGGGUUGUUUGAUUUCGGCUAUGUAUGAUCGAGCUCGAAUAAAAGAUCGUCAUGGUGAUAAUGAUCCUGAUGAACGUGCGAAAGAAAUAAUCAAGAAACUUGACAUUAACCAUGAUAAGAAAAUAAGCAAAGAAGAAUUUAUUCAAGGGUAUGUUUAA